Molecule: messenger RNA, 939 nt
Organism: Daldinia childiae
Lineage: Eukaryota; Fungi; Ascomycota; Sordariomycetes; Xylariales; Hypoxylaceae
Exons: 4
Coding region: 1-939 (312 amino acids)
Biological process (GO): endocytosis; plasma membrane tubulation; actin cortical patch localization
Cellular component (GO): Rvs161p-Rvs167p complex; medial cortex; actin cortical patch
Molecular function (GO): protein binding; lipid binding
Source: RefSeq, a predicted model, not a curated record
AUGAGCUUCCGAGGCUUCCAGAAAAGCGUCAUUCGAGCGCCGCAACAAUUUAAAGCCAAAUUUAACAUUGGCGAACAUUCAAAAGAUCCCGUAUUCAUCGACGCAGAGCGACGUUUCCAAGAGCUUGAAGUCGAGACAAAACACCUCCACGAUGAGAGUAAGAAGUAUUCCGAUGCCAUUAACGGCAUGCUCAACCACCAGAUCGAGUUCAGCAAAGCGAUGACCGAGAUCUACAAGCCUAUAUCAGGUCGCAUGUCAGAUCCCGACUCGAUAGAGGUUCAAGGCAACCCCGAGGGCAUCCGCGCUUGCGAGGAGUACGAGGCUAUCGUCAAAGAUCUACAAGAAUCGCUCAAGCCUGAGCUUGAGAUGAUCGAGUCGCGAGUUAUUCGUCCCGCGAAUGAACUACUUGACGUACUCAAGGUCAUCAGGAAAACAGCAACAAAACGUGAGCACAAGAAGCUCGACUUCGACCGACACAAUGCGACACUCAAGAAAAUACAAGAUAAAAAAGAGAAGAGUGCCAAGGAUGAGAAGGCCUUGUGGAAAGCAGAGAGCGAUGUCGAGCAAGCUACGCAGGAAUUCAAUUACUUCAAUGAUCUUUUGAAAGACGAACUACCUAAGCUGUUCACUCUUGAGCGCCAAUUCAUCAAGCCGCUAUUCCAGUCAUUCUACUAUAUGCAACUGAAUAUCUUCUAUACGCUCCAUGAGAAAAUGCAACAUUGCGAUAUUGGAUAUUUCGACUUGACGCUUGAUGUAGAAGAGGCAUUUUUAAGCAAGAGGGCAGAUAUCCUGGAGCAGACGAACAGCGAGGGUGACAUCAGUUUUAGGGCAGGACGUAUAGAAAUCGUGACCAGAACACCAAAUGAGAACGAGUGGUGGAUUGGCAAGUGCCAUGGUAAACAGGGCCAGUUUCCUGGAAACUAUGUGAAACUAGGCUAG